AAAAACCGGAGCAAGAGAACUGCAAUUGCUGAACCCCCAUCCCCUUCUCUGUUCUCUCUCCGCGCUGCGGUCUCCGAGUCGCCGGCUAGCGGCCGCCGCCACCUCUCGAUAGAUUCCAAGAUUUGGAGGGAGGGAGGGAGGUCACGGCCAUGUCGUCGCUGGGGACAUCCAAGGGGAUCCUGGAGAUCGCCAAGUUCGGGGUGUACCUCGCCGUCCCCAUCACCCUCACCUACCUCGUCGCCACCGAUUCCCAGUCCAUCAAGAAGCUCAUGGGCCUCCGUCCUUACGUAGUUUAUCCUCCAGAAGGUCCACGCCCACCGCCGCCAGAAGAGCUUCGUGAAAGGGCUCGGGAGAUAGCUCGCAGCAGGAGGCAAGAGUAAACGAGUGGACCACGAUAACUUUGAUGAUUCUUACCGAGAUCAUCUGCUGAUUGAAACUAAAAUCCACCCUGGAAGAGAUUCAGAAAAUAUGAACUCAAGCUAAGUGCGACCGUUGACAUGUUGUCAUGGGUGUCUGGUUGUCAAUAACGUGUUGUAUAAGUUGAAAGAAACACAGUGGAUCCAGUUUGUUGUUCUGUUAUGAGCUUUAACUUCUAUCAGAUGGUUGAUGAAAUCAUGAAAAUUACUGAUAACGGUUUGUAAGCUUUGGAGUAAAUUGUUCUCAGUCUCUGGGGUAAAUCAAACUUGGCCAAAUUUGAAGGAA
Brachypodium distachyon (stiff brome) is the source of this 702-nucleotide messenger RNA. RefSeq lists its product as uncharacterized. The record is from RefSeq and is a predicted model, not a curated record. NCBI's taxonomy places the organism in Eukaryota, Viridiplantae, Streptophyta, Magnoliopsida, Poales, Poaceae. The transcript has 2 exons. Bases 150 to 380 code for a protein of 76 amino acids.